This is a messenger RNA of Schistosoma mattheei, 652 nucleotides long. The record is from the annotation of a GenBank genome assembly. Lineage: Eukaryota; Metazoa; Platyhelminthes; Trematoda; Strigeidida; Schistosomatidae.
UGAACAAUUCGGUUGCCGCGUAGUUCAUUCAUGGACGGUACAUCGGGAUGGCAUUAGGACGCAAAAAUGCUACUCGUCUACCUCCAGAGGUAAAUAGGAUCUUGUUGGUGAAAACCUACCCUAUAACAUAUCAGCGGAAGAAAUGUAUGAUAUUUUCGGCAAGUACGGUGCUAUCCGUCAAAUUCGCAUCGGCAACACCCCUGAAACGAAAGGAACUGCUCUGGUUAUCUAUGAAGACAUUUUUGACGCUAAGAACGCUUGUGAUCACCUCAGUGGCUUUAACGUUUGUAACCGAUAUCUCGUAGUUCUGUACUACCAGAGAAACAAGCAAUUCAAGAAAACUGAUGUAGACAAAAAGAAAGAAGAAUUAGAUCGAUUGAAGGCAAAAUAUGGAUUAAAUACUCCGAAAAUGAAAUGAUUCAUUUCACAACGAAUCUGGAGCUUUUCCGCGGUUUUCUCACACCGGACGUUCUUAAAUCCUUGUGCAAAUAAAACUUAUACCUUUGACAAAAUAAUCAAUAAAAUGUAUAAAAGUAACGUGAUCAUUUUUUGACAGUAAACUUCAGAUAUUCUGAUUACAUGAACAAAAUGUAAUCAUGUUGCAGUUGUGCUGUUCUAUAUAUAUAAAUAUAAACCAAAUGUAAUAAAACAG